AAGAUCUUGACUAUGGAAAGAGGAUAUAGCAAUACAAUUGCCCAUUCGGACAACACGUAUGUCUCCACUUGUUUAUAUGGUUGUUUCUGUUAUGGAGAAAUAGGAAUUUGAGAAUAUAUUUAAAGGGCAAAAAAUCAUUAGAGAUGAUGAUAGAUAUAGUACCCAUAUCUCUACUCUCCCAUUCGAGAAGAUCUUCCACAUCACUAGAGCAUAAUGUCAAACAGGUGGAUGAUGAGGAUACAACUUCCGUGUGGUUCUUUUCAUGAGAUAUCAACUGUUGGAUCUGAAGUAGAGGCGCUUAAGGAAGAAGAAGCAGCAAUCAGGGAUAAGUUCAUUGGCCUAAUGUUUGGGUUCAAUGCUAAGAUAAGGAAACUCCAAGAGGCAAUGGCUUGUUAUUUUCAGGAAGAGGAAACUGUUAGCAUUGAAGCAGAAGUAGACCGUAAUGUUGAUGAUGUUUCAAAAGCUCUUGAGGAGACUCUUUCUCACAUUGUUUCUCAAAUAGCAAAGGAGGAGGAAGAAUACCUCUCAGAACAGAAUAUCCAAAAGAAGGUUCAGCUAGAUUUGGUCAAUGUUGAAAGGAAGGUGUCUUUGAUGGAGGCCAUAAUGCAAGAAACAAAAGCAUUGGAGGACUUAACAAGAUAUCCUUCUUUCCAAAAUUCUAGUUUAAUUACUUCUGAAAUGGAAAAGUCAUGUACUUUCCUCAGCGAGGAGUUGAAGAAGAAGUGCAUAUGUCCCAAUUGUCAUUUAGACAAUUUAAGAGAAUUGGGUGGAAUUCUUAAGGGAAAUGAGGCAAAUUGAGCUGCAGUAAGUAUUUUAUUCUGCAAGUAUUUUACCCUUUUAAUUAAAGCUGCCACGUUGAUGUUGUCAAUUACAUACUGUGCAUGAUAACUUGAGGAGAAUACACAUUUGUUGCACUU
Molecule: messenger RNA, 917 nt
Organism: Rubroshorea leprosula
Lineage: Eukaryota; Viridiplantae; Streptophyta; Magnoliopsida; Malvales; Dipterocarpaceae
Source: the annotation of a GenBank genome assembly